Messenger RNA from Aureobasidium musti, 567 nucleotides. Lineage: Eukaryota; Fungi; Ascomycota; Dothideomycetes; Dothideales; Saccotheciaceae. The record is from the annotation of a GenBank genome assembly.
AUGACCUCUCUUCAGCAGCCCUAUGGCGUCUUCCCUCCCGAAAUCUGGCUCCACAUCCUAAAGUCAUGUUCAACAACCUCCCUCAAGAACCUCUCUUUAACCAGCAAAUCCUUCUACCUGCUCUCCUCAGAUCAACUCCUGCACACCCUAGUCCUAGGCCAAAACACCAUCAGCACCUGCGUGCUCCCUCCCUCCUUGCACAACGCAACAGUCAUCAAAGACGCCGCCCUCUUCAACCACCUUGUGCUAGAUUACAGACAUCUUCAUUGGUACAAAGCCGUCAAGACUGUGUUUGUGGUGCGGGCAAAGAGAUUGUGGGUGACCAGACGAAGUGCCUUGCCGCUUAUUUGCUAUUACAUUACUUGGUGGUUCAAGCCCGAGGAUAAGAAGAUGCAUACGUGGAAGCCGUGGGUCAUGGAGCAGCCUACUGUUAUGUUGUGGGUGCCUGAGAUAUGGCCGGUUAGGCAUCCUAUCAUGCUUGAUCUGAAAACAGACAUCUUCGUUGGUACAAAGCCGUCAAGACCGUGUUUGUGGUGUGGGGGAAGAGAUUGUGGGUCAUUAGGCUGA